This is a messenger RNA of Nematocida homosporus, 1944 nucleotides long. RefSeq lists its product as uncharacterized. The record is from RefSeq and is a predicted model, not a curated record. Bases 1 to 1944 code for a protein of 647 amino acids. The transcript has a single exon. NCBI's taxonomy places the organism in Eukaryota, Fungi, Microsporidia.
AUGCCUACUAUGAUUCAGAGUAUUAUAUCUUAUCUUUAUAGUGAAAUAGAAGGUGCUGAACCUUCUCCUCUGCUUAUCGCCGAAGAUUGUGAUUUCUUAUCAAGAAAGAACCGAUUCAAAAUACUUACCAAAAUAAAAGGUAUAGUGAUAAGAGCGAUUCAGCAAAGUCCAGAUUCAAUUAUUGUCACAUGUACGCGUUGGAUUAGUCUGAGGAAAAGGCUGGAAAAGACUCUUAGUGCCUUUAGAGUAGGGAAAGGAGGUGAUGAACGGGUUUUUGCUAAGAUAGUUGGUCAAGGACUGAUGGAGUUGGCUAAAGUCCGACAGGAAGAGUUGUUGCAAACCAUAGAUAAGGUCAUUGAUACAGAAUGGCAGCGAUUUAAUCUAGAAUUGGGUGGUGUAGAUAAUGUAGAUGGUUUGGGUAGUGUAGAUGGUGUGGGUAUAGGUGUAGGUAGUGUAGGUUUGGGUAGUGUAGAUGUGAAUAAGAACGAGAGUAAGGGUAAACAUGGUGGGGGUGAUUUAGGGAUGGCAUUGUUACUCCUGGAACGGAUUGGGAUGCUGGCUGUGGGUGAGGAACGAGUACUAGCUAGGUACCAGGCAGGAAUGAGGAAAGGAUGGUCACGCGAUGGUUCAGUGGCCCAACAAGUACAGAGACUUAGGAUAGUCCCUGGCUUGUUCCGGUUUCCUUUGGGACUAGUGGGAACCUUGCGGCAGAAAGUACAAGAGGAAGUAGGUGCUCAAGUCUUAGCUGGUGAAUACUUGCCGAAGACAAACUUACUGACUAUUCUGCAAACUCAAGAUGGUCAGAGUUUAGACUGGUUACUAUCUCAUAAGUUUCCUAAACAACAACAAUUAGUGCUACAACAGUACUGGGCAGAAGCUAUUAAGUCCUACUUAGGUCUGGAUCCGUUUAAGGAAGCAAUUACUCUACUAAGUGGUGAGUGGCCGAACCGAACUCGAAGUGGUCUAACCCAAUUAGUAGCUGAAGUUCUGGCCGGGAUUGUGAAAGAAGAUCCAGAGAAGUACACGAAUGUUUUGAUAGUAAACACACGUACUCUUCUUUUUGAACGAGUUACAACUCGGGCUCAAAUCAAAGUACUUAAAGUAAUUGCCGCUCAGGUUUCUGAUUAUGCCUACUUUGAAGAAGCUUUUGUAACUUUGAUUACUGAUAGUGCUUUACGCGGCUUAUCUUUAAAAAGACUAAAACGAGUUGUUCAAUUACUUAGUAAGUCUUGGCGGUUUCAAUUGAAACGCCGAGUUGAUGAAAUAAUUCGGGAUUUCAGUACGGCUACUGAAGUUGAACCACAUAUUUGGCUUAUUCAUGCUAAUAGUUUCCGAUGGCCUAAAAACCUUUCUCGUUUACACCUUCCAGAUAUUCCCCGUCUUUCCGGACUUAAACAAGCCCUAACUAAAGCCAAACAAGCCGAAAGAAUCAAAAUAGAAUGGAUUGAUACCCAUUCAACUGUUGAGCUUAAAAUCAAUGAUUUAUCCACCACUGUAACUCUUCUUCAGUACUACCUCAUCACUAAGGUCCAAAACCAACUGCCAGUCGAUCUACCUGGCCUAAGCACUCAAUGCCCCGACCUCGCCCGCCAUCUUAAUCCCCUUCUUAAACAAGCCAUCUUCAUCACCACCACCAAUACGCCCUACCUCAUUCCCGGCCCCAAGUACGAAGAUCCACAAGCCUGGCUCAACCUCUUCCCAGAGUACGUCCUCCCCCAGCACGAAACUAAUCCCGGCCCCACCCGCAAACUCACUACUCUUUGCCUGGACAGUCUUAUCUCACGCACGGCCAAACACACUCCAGCCCAAUCCAGAUCCGAAUUUAUCCAAACUAUCUCAACUAGCUCAGGACAAUCUCCCACACUCGUAGAACAACGCCUUAACACUCUCAUCACCAAAGGCCUUCUGGAAGAAGAUAAAGGACUACUCACAUACGUCCCAUAA